Molecule: messenger RNA, 1001 nt
Organism: Desarmillaria tabescens
Lineage: Eukaryota; Fungi; Basidiomycota; Agaricomycetes; Agaricales; Physalacriaceae
Product: Gtr1/RagA G protein conserved region-domain-containing protein
Exons: 4
Coding region: 1-897 (298 amino acids)
Biological process (GO): negative regulation of autophagy; cellular response to starvation
Cellular component (GO): Gtr1-Gtr2 GTPase complex; fungal-type vacuole membrane; nucleus
Molecular function (GO): GTP binding; GTPase activity
Source: RefSeq, a predicted model, not a curated record
AUGGGCGCUUCCGGCAGCGGAAAGACAUCGAUGCGGUCUCUAAUCUUCUCAAACAAUCCAGCAUCCAUGACAGCUCGUCUAGGCGCAACAAUCGACGUCGAGCAAAACCAUGUCCGUUUCCUCGGUGACCUUAUUCUCAACCUCUGGGACUGUGGCGGUCAAGACGCAUUCAUGGACUCUUAUCUCACCACCCAACGAUCAACCAUCUUCCAGCACGUCGGUGUCAUGAUCUACGUAUUCGACGUCGAGACGCGUGAGAUGAACAAGGACCUCGAAUAUUACCGUGACUGCCUAGAAGGACUGCGGCAGUAUAGUCCAGGCGCGGCUAUCUUCUUAUUGGUGCAUAAAAUGGAUUUAGUAAGGGAGAACAAGCCGGUGACGUUCGGUAAAAAGCACAAGGAGCUCCAGGUGGCAAGUGGUGAUGCCGACAUAACCGUGUUCGGGACAAGCAUAUAUGACGAGAGCCUUUACAAGGCCUGGUCCAGUAUCGUACAUACAUUAAUCCCCAACGCCGCCGUCCUGUCGAAACACCUCACCACCUUCGCAGAGGUAUGUUCGGCAACUGAAGUCAUCCUCUUUGAGCGCACGACUUUUCUCGUAAUCGCCACGUCCAACACUGCUACCGAAGACGUACAUAAACUCGACGGCACCCGGUAUGAACGAACGUCGGAGCUUAUCAAGGCAUUCAAACACUCGUGUUCCCGCGUCCGAGAGGAGUUUCAUUGCUUAGAAAUGGAGUUGCCAGACUUCACCGCCGUACUGGACGAAAUGACAAGGAAUACAUAUGUUAUGGUCAUCGCACAUGAUCCUUCAAUAGAAACCGGUGCACUAAAGCUCAACAUCCGUAUGGCUCGGCGCAAAUUUGAGCAGCUCCAAGGAGAUGGGCAGGUUCUAUGAUUCAACUCGAUAACGAACUAGAUAGAACACAUGACGACACCAUGAUAAUUUAUAUUCCCUAAAUCUGUAUUUACAAUCUUUAUGCACCGCAUCUCUUGGCGACA